AUGUCAAGAAUCAAAGAAGUGUUUUUCUCUCUGCCAGAAAGAAACUACUUGUUACUCUGCUGUGAUGGAGCAUCCAAGGGUAACCCAGGGGUUGCUGGAUUUGGAUUUAUUGGAAGAAAUGACAGUGGGGAUUGUGUCAUAGCUAUGUCAGGUGGACUAGGAGUGGCUACAAAUUAUUAUGCAGAAAUCAUGGUUGUGUUAUAUGCAGGAGAGUGUGCAAUUCAGCAUGGUCACUUUCUACUCAUUUUUAGAUCAGACUCACAAUCAGUAAUAGAAGCAUUCAGAUCAAUGAAGGUUCCAUGGUUUGGAAUCUCAAGAUGGAAGAAAAUCUGUGAAAAAGCUUUGGAUUGGAGAUUUAUACACAGCUACAGAGAAGUGAACUUCUCUGCAGAUACAAUGGCAAAAAGGGGUGCAAAUCUUCAAAGGGGUGAAUGCAUCAGUUACAAUCAUAGACCACCUUUCCUUACACAAAUGGAAAAUGGUCAACAAAUUUACUACAAAUUUUAG
Messenger RNA from Papaver somniferum (opium poppy), 507 nucleotides. RefSeq lists its product as uncharacterized. Gene Ontology annotation, molecular function: nucleic acid binding; RNA-DNA hybrid ribonuclease activity. NCBI's taxonomy places the organism in Eukaryota, Viridiplantae, Streptophyta, Magnoliopsida, Ranunculales, Papaveraceae. The transcript has a single exon. Bases 1 to 507 code for a protein of 168 amino acids. The record is from RefSeq and is a predicted model, not a curated record.